This is a messenger RNA of Colossoma macropomum (tambaqui), 1297 nucleotides long. It is a transcript of the gene ghrhr2, whose product is annotated as growth hormone releasing hormone receptor 2. The transcript is spliced from 13 exons. Gene Ontology annotation, cellular component: plasma membrane. Bases 1 to 1287 code for a protein of 428 amino acids. Gene Ontology annotation, molecular function: G protein-coupled peptide receptor activity; peptide hormone binding. Gene Ontology annotation, biological process: adenylate cyclase-modulating G protein-coupled receptor signaling pathway; cell surface receptor signaling pathway. NCBI's taxonomy places the organism in Eukaryota, Metazoa, Chordata, Actinopteri, Characiformes, Serrasalmidae. The record is from RefSeq and is a predicted model, not a curated record.
AUGAUUCCAAAUCCUGGCCUUGGACGUCCCGUCAUUAAGAGCAUUAGGAUGGAUCUGCGUCAUAACGCUGUCUUCUGGAUCCUGUUGUGUGCACUGAGUGGAGUGCGACUCACUCACCCUGAGUGUUCAAUCGUGCUGCACUUACACGAGAGAAAGGCUGAGUGUCAGUCAUGGCUGACUCUCCUGAGGCCCAUAUGCUGGUGUUUCUCAGAUUGUCCGGUGGAGUGGGAUGGUGUAAACUGUUGGCCUGCUGCACGAGUCGGAGAGAGCGCGUCAGUGUUCUGUCCACCAUCUCUGCAGAAACACAUCGUCAUCAUCCGUAACUGCACCAGUGACGGCUGGAGUGGUCAGAGUGUCCCCUAUUACACUGCUUGUCUUCAGGUGGACGCCAGCGAGGAAGAAGACACCAGGCACAAACAAGAAUACUUUGCUACUGUGAAGUUGAUGUACUCAGUCGGUUAUGGUGUGUCGCUAGGCUCUCUCUGCAUUGCCGUGUUCAUCUUCUGUAUCUUCAGGAAGCUGCUGUGCACCCGCACCUGCAUCCACCUCAACCUCUUCUCCUCCUUUAUUCUGAGGGGCGUUGCUGUGUUCGUGAAAGACGGCGUGUUAUUCGCUGACCAGACUAUUGAUCACUGCACUGUCUCCACGGUUGUGUGCAAAGCUACAGUGACAUUCUUCCAGUUUUCUGUCCUGGCAAACUUCUACUGGCUGCUAGUGGAGGGACUGUACCUGCAGACUCUCCUGGUGUUCACCUUCACCCAAAAGAGGGCCGUCUUCUGGUGGUACACGCUGAUCGGCUGGGGAACCCCGUCUGUGACGAUAAUCAUCUGGAUGCUCUUAAAGCUUCAGUUUGACAACCAGGGAUGCUGGGAUGACUUGGACAGUGGUCUCUGGUGGAUAAUCAAAACACCCAUCCUCCUCUCAGUAUUUGUGAACUUUCUUGUAUUUGUGAACAUCAGUAGGAUUAUUGUGUUGAAGACAAAGACCCCUGACUGUCAUUCAGGAGAAAGACCACUGUACAGGAGGAUGGUGAAGUCCACUCUGCUGCUGAUCCCUCUGUUUGGAGUCCAUUACGUAGUGUUCGCCCUGUUCCCUGAGCAUGUGGGGCUGGAGGCCAGACUUUUCUUUGAACUGGUGCUGGGAUCCUUCCAGGGCUUCACUGUGGCGUUGCUGUACUGCUUCAUGAACAGCGAGGUUCAGGAGGAACUGAGAAAGGUGACUGGUAGAUGUUGGUCCCAGAGCAGAAACAACAUGUUCAACAUGGUCACCCAAGACUUUAUGGCCUAGUUGAUGGGAG